AUGUUUCAGUUCAAAAACCAUGUUCCUCGAACCUUGGCUCAGCUGCGCUGGCUCUCGCUGCUUGCGUUUGGUCCCGAAGCUUUGGACGCAAAGCACCCACCAUCUUCCCGAAUGCUGCGUGAGACAUGCCCAUCACCCAGGUGUUCGUCCGAGACAUGCAUCUUGUUGCAUAAGAGUCCUAGUUACGCGUGUCUCUGGAGCAGCACUCUCCGCAUUCCCAUCACACGGCCGGCGCACUCGAGCGGUAGCCCUACUUGGCACCUGCGCAAGCUUGGAGUUCUCUGCGCCGAGGGUGUGCUUGAGGUAUCGUCGGUGCGUUCCACGCGCGCUAAAACGCAGACCCGCUGUCUGUCCGUGCCUCUCGGUCAUGGCGCUGACGGUCGCACCUCGUUGUUGCUGUAA
Colletotrichum acutatum is the source of this 402-nucleotide messenger RNA. RefSeq lists its product as uncharacterized. The transcript has 2 exons. The coding region runs from base 1 to 402 and encodes 133 amino acids. NCBI's taxonomy places the organism in Eukaryota, Fungi, Ascomycota, Sordariomycetes, Glomerellales, Glomerellaceae. The record is from RefSeq and is a predicted model, not a curated record.